This is a messenger RNA of Aphanomyces invadans, 338 nucleotides long. RefSeq lists its product as hypothetical. NCBI's taxonomy places the organism in Eukaryota, Oomycota, Saprolegniomycetes, Saprolegniales, Verrucalvaceae. The record is from RefSeq and is a predicted model, not a curated record. Gene Ontology annotation, biological process: mitochondrial respiratory chain complex I assembly. The coding region runs from base 54 to 281 and encodes 75 amino acids. The transcript is spliced from 3 exons.
CUUCCCCUGACGGCCUCGCCACCACCGUUGAAUCGUUACCGUCUCAAGUGAGAAUGUCGUCGGGGUUUGGCUUCAAGGGCACGGCGAACCGAUGCUAUGGCUUCUGGAAGGACGUGGAGAAGUGCAACGUUGAAGCGGCACUGCCAGGACAAUGCGCGGCGCAGGUCGAAGACUACCUCGAAUGCUUGCACCACAAGAAGGAGUUAGCGCGCAUGAACGCUAUGAUCGUCCACAAGGAGCAGGAAAGCCAAGGUAAAGGACACGGCCACGGAGGCCAUUGAUCUAGGCUUUUCCGUGUAAUGCGAAAUUCAAAUGACUCCCCGCUGUGGACAUUCCCA